AUGCAAGCAGCAGUUGGAGACAUGAGAGCACAAUCUUUCUAUGGAUUUGCAGUUAUUCUCCAAAUGUACUUGAACAGCAAUAGCAGUACCCAACACCAAAUAUUCAAUGAGGAGGAAUCCUUGACCUUUUUCAUGCCUGUAGACAGAGAGCUGUCCAAAUUCACACUUUCACCAGAACACCUUGAAGACUUCUUGCUCAGUCAUUCCAUGACAAUGACUCUUCAGUUCAGUGACUUGAUUCAUUUUCCAACAGGAACCAUAGUCCCAUCUGGGUUACAUGACAGGUUGAUCAAGAUACAAAAUCAUGGCAAGUCAAAUUUCUAUGUUAAUGAUGCUCAAGUGAUUACACCAAAUGUCUGCAUCAACUCUAUGAUGAUCAAGUGCCAUGGUAUUGAUUCAGUGAUUAAGUAUGAGAAUGAUGACUACCCAAACAAUAGAAGAAUAGAUAGAGCUCCUGCUGCAGCUGGGAAAAAGACAUCAUCAUCGUAA
Messenger RNA from Tripterygium wilfordii, 489 nucleotides. RefSeq names its product FAS1 domain-containing protein SELMODRAFT_448915-like. The transcript has 2 exons. Lineage: Eukaryota; Viridiplantae; Streptophyta; Magnoliopsida; Celastrales; Celastraceae. Bases 1 to 489 code for a protein of 162 amino acids. The record is from RefSeq and is a predicted model, not a curated record.